Messenger RNA from Lotus japonicus, 1629 nucleotides. RefSeq lists its product as uncharacterized. The transcript is spliced from 4 exons. NCBI's taxonomy places the organism in Eukaryota, Viridiplantae, Streptophyta, Magnoliopsida, Fabales, Fabaceae. The coding region runs from base 1 to 1629 and encodes 542 amino acids. The record is from RefSeq and is a predicted model, not a curated record.
AUGGGCCAUCGUAGAUUCUUACCUGCUCAACACCCUUGGCGUAUGAAAAAAAGCCCUUUUGAUAACACACGGGAGGUGAGAAUUGCACCUACACCACUAACUGGAGAUGAAGUGGCUGCACAACUUGAAAGUCUUCAACUUUUGCCAUUUGGGAAAACUAUAAGAAAAAGAAAAAGAAAAAGAUCAAGUGCAAAGGUAAAUCAUAAUUGGAAGAAAAUGAGUAUCUUUUUUGAAUUACCUUACUGGAGAACAAAUGCAUUAAGGCAUAAUAUAGAUGUGAUGCAUGUAGAGAAAAAUAUUUGUGAAAGCGUUAUUGGAACGUUACUGGAUCUUGAAGGAAAAACAAAAGAUACAAUAAAGUCUCGAUUAGAUUUGCAACGUAUGGGACUCAAGAAGCAGCUUCAUCGUAUAAUGGUUGGAGAUAAAUAUUUGAUUCCACCAGCACGUUACACGAUGUCAAAGGAAGAAAAGAUUAAUUUUUGUCGUAUCUUGAAGGAUGUGAGGUUUCCUGAUGCCUAUGCCUCAAAUAUAGGUCGUUGCGUAAAUAUAAAUGAACUCAAGAUUUCAGGACUUAAAAGUCAUGAUUAUCAUGUUAUACUUGAGAGACUUCUUCCCCUUGCCAUAAGAGGAUUGCUUCCCAAGGAUGCUUGUGAUCCUUUGAUGGAGUUGUCUUUAUUCUUUGGUGAUUUAUGCUCUAAAGAGUUAGAAUUAAAUGAGCUGGAUCGUUUACAAAAUCAAAUCGUAGUGACACUUUGUAAGUUGGAGCGCAUCUUCCCACCGUCAUUUUUUGAUGUUAUGGUUCAUCUAUCAAUUCACUUGGCAAAUGAAGCAAAAAAUGGAGGUCCUGUUCAAUAUAUAUGGAUGUAUCCCAUUGAAAGAUUUUUGCGCGUUCUAAAGAAUUAUGUGCGCAACAAAGCUCGACCAGAAGGUUCCAUAGCAGAAGGCUAUGUGUCUGAAGAGUGUAUGGUUUUGCGAUUACAACGAUUGGGUGAUGAGAGGAUUAGUAAACAACUAGAAAUAUUAUCAAAAGGGUCGGACUUUCGAGUGUUCAACCACAAAGGAUACAUUCUAAAUGGCUUCAAGUUUCGUACAAAAGAUGUCGAGAGACACCUAAAAACCCAAAACAGUGGUGUGAUAGUAAAAGAGGAUGAGUUAAGCGGAUAUGUUGAUUUUUAUGGUGUGGUUAGAAAGAUCACUGAAAUAAGAUAUUUGGAUAACAACUUUGCUAUACUAUUUGAAUGUGAUUGUGACAAGGAAAAUUGGUAUACGGUUGUUAAAGUCAAGCCAAGACAUGUCUUUGACAUGCCAGAUGUUGAAGCUAACGAUGACUUGGAAGCAUAUCAACUAAAUGAGUUGAGUGAUACACAUGGACAACUGGAAACACCGUUAGUAAACCAAGAUGAAGUUGUUUUAAAUGAGGCUGAUGAUGCACCAUUAGUAAACCAAGACAGUGAGGUUUUAAAUAAGGAUGAUGGUGUAGGACUAUGCUUGGAUGAAAGUAUUAUUGAGAAGGAAGAAGAACUAAAAGAAUUGGAUGAUGCAAGUGACUAUGAAACUGAUAGUGAUGAAGAAGAAUCUCACGCAAGCGAAUAUGAUUUGUCUGAGAAAGAAGAUUCUGACACGGAAUAA